Oncorhynchus nerka (sockeye salmon) is the source of this 2257-nucleotide messenger RNA. RefSeq names its product tripartite motif-containing protein 5-like. Gene Ontology annotation, molecular function: zinc ion binding. The transcript has a single exon. The coding region runs from base 179 to 1825 and encodes 548 amino acids. Lineage: Eukaryota; Metazoa; Chordata; Actinopteri; Salmoniformes; Salmonidae. The record is from RefSeq and is a predicted model, not a curated record.
UAUUGUAUGAGAUGAAUCUAGGAGUGGCCUCAAACGCAGAACAGAUCAGAGACAGAGAGCAAGCAAAAGCAAACAGACCGACAAGUAAAACAUUUAGAUUAUAAUUAUAGGGGCCAACGACUUUGAAAGGCUUAUUGUCAGUAAGAUUGAGAGAGGCUACUAAAGAGGUAUUUUUAACAUGCGAAGGACAACGCCAACGCGACAGACCCGAUUCCCACCACCAUUCGUUGAGAUAGCUUCAACUGCAACAGGGAUCCCAGAAGUGAAAAGGAAUGAGGUGUACCAGGUUCUGCCGGAGAUCCAGGCUGUUUGUGACAUGUGUGUGUAUGACAAAAAGCCAGCAUUGAAGACCUGCAUCAAAUGUGAGAUGUCCAUGUGUGCCCAGCACUUGGAACCACACCUGACAGUGCCAUUGCUGUUGCAGACACAUACCCUGACUGAACCCAUAGCACCGGGGGCUGGGGGAGUUGGGGCAGCCACCAAAUGCCCCCAACAUGGUAAGAUUCUUGAGUACUACUGCUUGGACGACCUAACCAGUGCGUGCAUGUCCUGCGCCAUCGAGGACCAGCACCGUGUCCACAACAUGAAAACCCUGCCUAAGGCACACAAAGAGCUGGGAGAGAAGCUGAAGGAAGAGCAGAAGAAGUUGGCCCAGAGAGAGAGACAGAUUCAGGAACUAGGGAGGUGGGAUAAGGAGCAGAGGGAGAGGUUGGCUAGCUCCAGUGUCCGGCUCAUCGAGGGAGUGUCCGUCCUGCGCGACAUCACCCUAACCAGCGUCAAGACCUCCGUCUCAGCUCGCAUAGUGUCCAUCAAUACCUCCAAGAGGACCAUGCAGGCUGCCCUGUCUGAUGGGGACUCCUUCCGCUUCCUCCAGGGUUAUGCAGGGGUGCACCAGGCUGUGGAGAAUGCCCGUGCUGUGGAUCUGAGGAAGGGGCUGGAGCCUGGGGCCGACCAGGACAGGCUGGUCCAGGAGCUACAGCAGAGUGGAGGAAAGCUUGUGGAGCAGAUGACACAGCUUUGGAGUUCUCUGCUGGCUCUGGUCGACCCCCAAAAAAAACAGAAAGCACAGGGUUCCACCACGAUGACCUUUGACCCCAAGAGCUUGGGAAGGGGAAUGUCUCUUUCCCAGGACCACAGGAAAGUGUUCUACACCCCGCUUGCCAAUCUCACUGCCCAUACUCUUCUGUGCCAGGAUAGCGGCUCUGAUGCCAACCCUAGGUGGGUGGUCAAACUAUCUGAGGACUGUGAUUGGACCAUUGGCUUAUGUGUCAACGUUUCUUCUUCUGGGAAUGACAACGUUUUUGCUCUGCGCUGGCAGAAGGGCCAACUGAGUUCACAGGCAGACUUAAAGUCUCAGUUAAUCUAUCUUCCUGGGAAAACUGCAGCUCAACCUGAAACAAUACCCCGUCCCAUUGAAUUAGAAGUGUUCUGGGACAAAACCUCCAACCCACCAUCCCUGUCCUUCUACAGCAGGGGCAGAUAUCACCAGAGGACGGAACUGCACAGAAUGGAGAUCAAGCAUCAUCAGGGUGACCUAACUCCCUUUGUCACCCUGGGAACAGGAAGUAGCUCAGCCAGAGUCAGACAGUCCAGUGCCCGACUCCUUGAAAGUUUCAAUCAGUUAAAUUACUAUGGAGAGUACGGUCUCUAUGGAGCAAACAUUCAGCCAGAGCUGCAGUGGGGGUGCCCAUGUGGAGAGGUCCAUGAACAUCCCAAGAUUCAGCAGUCUUUCUAUCACCAGCAUGUGUCUCAACAGGAUCCAAUGUGCACAUGUAAGAGAGUUAUCGGUACGCCGUAUAUGGGGGUGUUCUGUGAACUGGUGUAAUGAUAGAGGAAAAUAUAGUUUAGAUGAUCAAUUAUGUAUACAUUAAUGAUUAGAACCCUUCUAUGCUAAUACUUAUGUUAUGAUUUGAAAAGUAUGGGUUCUUAAUUGUACUGUUACUGAAAAUGUAAGCAGAAAUGAAUUGUUUCUGUGUCUCCUGGGAAAGUUUGAGAAAAAGGGAUAAGAUCGUUUUUCAAACAGAUAAGAAUGUUUUGGUUGGAUUCCAUUAGGGGAGAGAAGUAUAUCCUUUAGACAGGUUGGAAUGUAGAUUUAUGAGGGGAGUGAAACUAUCUCCAGGACUGAAUACUAAGCCAUUGUAAGGCUGGGAGAGGGUGUGAAACUGAUGACGUCAUUUUAUGUUCACUUUCUUUAAAAUGUAAUGUAAUGUAUUUUGGGUCAGUACUCAUCAAGAAUAAAUGUUGAACUUGUUUUUAA